This is a messenger RNA of Rasamsonia emersonii CBS 393.64, 951 nucleotides long. Its product is annotated as Decapping enzyme Dcp1. Gene Ontology annotation, cellular component: P-body. The record is from RefSeq and is a predicted model, not a curated record. The transcript has a single exon. Bases 1 to 951 code for a protein of 316 amino acids. Gene Ontology annotation, biological process: positive regulation of catalytic activity; deadenylation-independent decapping of nuclear-transcribed mRNA; deadenylation-dependent decapping of nuclear-transcribed mRNA. Lineage: Eukaryota; Fungi; Ascomycota; Eurotiomycetes; Eurotiales; Trichocomaceae. Gene Ontology annotation, molecular function: mRNA binding; enzyme activator activity.
AUGACCCCUCGCAAAGGGCGCGAUCGCCGCCCGAACAACCACAACCACAACCACAGCCACAACAACCACCAUCAGCCCCCGCAGCCUUCUGACUAUGAGUCGGACACGCCUUACUACUUCUCCGAUACCCAGCAGCAGCAGCAGCAGGCUGCGGCAGAGACGCUGCCUCCGCCGCCGACGCGCUCCAACGAGGAGCUCAACCUCUCCGUGCUGCGCCGGCACAACCCCGCCAUCACCUCGAUCCUGUCCCUGGCGCCGUACGCGGUCGUCUACGUCUUCAGCCCGGAGACGCGGCAGUGGGAGAAGAGCGGCGUCGAAGGCGGUAUGUUUGUGUGCCAGCUGACGCAGGGAUCCCUGGGGGAGGAGCGCUACGGGGUCUUUGUGCUCAACCGGCGGGGGCUCAACAACUUCGACAUCCGGCUGACGGGCGGCGAGAACGUCGAGAUCACGGACGAAUUCGUCAUCCUGAAGACGGACGACGACGACGACCACAACGCCGUCGGCGGCGAGGCCCCGUCGUCGCAGAUCUACGGCCUCUGGAUCUACUCGGAGCCGCCGCCCAACUCGACCGCCGAGACGCGCACGCUCAACGCCCAGGUCAUCAAGGAGUGCGCCGUCCAUGCGGGCGAAAGCCUCAAACUGGCGCGCGAACGGGCCGAGGCCGAACGCCAGAAUGGUCACCCCCAGGAGAUGUACUCCAGCGUGCCCAUGGGCCGGCAGAUGUCGUUGAAGGAGCUCUUUGGGCAGCAGCGCGCCCAGGAUGACGAGUGGAGUGUGAAGGUGCACAGUCGCGGUCCGGCAGAACCAGAGCAGCAGCAGCAGCAGCAACCAUUCUGGGGACAGACGCAAGUGCCAGCGCCAGGCCCGGCACCAGCCACGCAGACCCAAGCCGGCGGAGACGUUCUGGGGGAGCUGUUUCGGAGGGCCGGACUGGCGUAUCAGAGUGGGUAG